Molecule: messenger RNA, 1662 nt
Organism: Stylonychia lemnae
Lineage: Eukaryota; Ciliophora; Spirotrichea; Sporadotrichida; Oxytrichidae
Source: the annotation of a GenBank genome assembly
AUGUCACUCGCUUUUUAGGAUACAUUCUAUAUGAGAGAUGGAGUAUUUUUGAAAGACAAUACAGUUGCUUAUGGAGGUUAAAUUGAAAAGAUUGUAAUGUUUCUAAGAACCGGAACAUACCAAUCUUUCUUAUUAACUUCGGAUGUCGCCUAAUCUUGUAGUCCGUUUAACCUCAAACCAAAUGCAGAAGUCAGUUAAGCUGUCUCAUCAACAAAUUUUACAUUCGAAACGAUUCCUACCUAGUAUUUUAGUAGUGCCCCGAUGAACAUCACCAAAACAUCUGAUAUUAACUCUACCUUGUUAGAUAUUAGAAAGUAUCGAACAAAUUACACAGGUUUAUGCGAAUACAUACCAAAGUUAUGGACUUCCAACAAUAAAACAUACAUUGUUGAAGUAUAUCCAAUUUAGUUGCAAAGCUUCAAUAAAAAUAUUUCCUCUUCUUAUUUCUCUGGGGAUGAAUCUUGCUAGGAUUAAUCUAGAAAGUUCACAGUCAGUCCUCUAGUUUAAAACGAUUUGCAAUUUUAAUUUGAUGGAAAAGAUCAAAUUAGUUUGGAUUAAUAACAAUAUGCAGCAAGAAACUCCAAUUUUACAGUUACCUGCACUUAUCCUUCCGGGUAAACAAACUCAUUCAAUCUUUAAAUCUAGCCUACCAACUGUUCUGUCUAAUUGGACCCUGUCAUUUACUAAAAUCAAACAUAUAAUAUUGGUGCUCCAUCAUUGAUAAUCGACUUAAAAACCUACACAGUCAAUCAAGGGUGUCCUAUACCAAGUCAAAUAAAUAUAAUCACAACUUUAAAUCCUAACUAUACUUCAACCAUUACUAAAUCAGUAGAUAACUUGCUAACAAUAUUUUAGACAGAUAAAUAAGCGAUAGUUGUCAAAUAUCAAACUGACACUUUGCCUCAAAUUUUUGGCUUUAAUCCUUUAACCAAAAUAUUAUCUGUUGAUUCAACCAAUAACGGAAGCUCUCCUCUAAAUUUUACAUUGCAUUUAGCAAAAAACUAUAGCAACUACAACUACAACGAAAACAACUACGACUACUACAACGACAACUACGAUGACUACGACUACUACUACGACUUAAACUCCGACUACGACUUAAACUCCGACUACGACUGCUACUACGACUUAAACUCCGACUACGACAACUACUACGACAACUACUACGACUACUACUACGACUAAAGCUCCCAUUACGACAACUACUACAACCACAUUAACCCCAAAAUCAAAGCUUUUGUUAAUUAGGCCUAAUUCAUCAAACUCCCAGCCAUUUUUGACAUUGAAAAUAAUAAAAUAACCAUCUCAUUAAAGCAUGAUUUUCCUGAUAAGACUCUAUACAUAAAUAAAAAUACUAUUGUAGUUAAUGCUACUGUCAAUCAAGUCGGAGUUCAUAAAAUAUCAAUUGUUCUUCUUGAUGAUGGAAUUCCUCCUCAAGAAACUAGAUAUACUAUAAAGCUCACCAUAAAAUAAUUGCCUUUAGCUGACCCUAUUCCUCCACAAUCUAUGCAUGAUUUCUCGAAGUAACUUAAAGCAACAUUAGUUGGAUUAAAUCAGAUUGGAUAAGCAUAGAUUAAAGUUAAUCAAAAUUUGCAAUUUGAUUAUGCCUCAAGUACCUUCAAAGAUAUAGAAAUUAAAGCUCUUCUUAUUCAAGGAAAUUGA